AUGACAAUGCCUCUUACUCUAAGAAAUAAGCUCAAGACUCUUUGUUCUUCUGCUCUUGGCUGGUCUUAUGCUGUUUUCUGGCGCUUUCAUCCACGCAAUUCCUUGUUGUUGACUGUGGAAGAAGCAUACUAUGAAGAGCAUCUGGGAGAAGAGAUUGCCAACAUGCAUCCUCAGGUCCACUUGCUGGGUGAAGGAAUUGUUGGUGAAGCUGCUUUCACGGGCAAGCACAGUUGGGUACACUCAGAUGGUCAAACUCAUGAUUGGAAUCUGACUGGGCAAAGUAUUUGUGAGGAUAAUUCUGAAUUGCAUCAACAGUUUUCCUCUGGAAUAAAGACUAUUGUGGUCAUACCUGUCAAAGCAUUGGGAGUGAUACAGUUUGGAUCCAGAAAUAAGAUUUUGGAGAGAGUGGAAUUUUUGGAGCAAACGCGAAGCAUGCUCACAGAAAUAGAUGCUGAUAUGGGUAUGUUUGACAUGUCAGAAAAUCCAGUUCAACCACUGGAAAGUGAAAAUAACUAUUUAAAUGGGAUGUUGGCUUCCAUUUCUUCUGCAAGUCCCAACGAUCCCUUCCCUUCCAAAUACAAGACUUAUGAAGAAGCAGCAGCUUCAUAUCAAGGAGAUUCUUCGUAUCUUGGUGACCAAUCGAAAGGUACCAUGGAAGCUCAAGUUGUAUUAUCAGAUAGGAAUAGUAAUGACGUGCUUUUGAAGCCUAACUCUUCUACGGUCAACUUAAUUGCCAAAACCCCCCAUCUUGGUUUAUGUGAUAAUGAAUUAUCUCCUUUUGAUUUGUUGGAGCAACAAUUGAUUUCCAGUGCUAGGGGACAAGAUGUUGCAGAUGUAUGUUUUAUGAAUGAAAAUGCAUUUGCUACUAGCAAACUUCCAGUUCAGGAUGCGGGGUUGGCCCCAUUGUGCAGUAUGGACAGAGGGUCAUUUCAAGGAAAAUUACAAAAUUCACUGGAUAACCAAUAUUCAGCUCAGUCUAGUGUUGUGACAGAUGUUGAUUUUUCCUCCAGUUCAUAUGCAUUGCAUGGACACUCUGAGAACAUAGAGCCAGUUGAUAUGUCAGAAGAAAUUUUGAAGUUCAGCUCCAUGGAUGAUCUUUGCCACUUGUUUGGUCCUUCUUCAGAGGAUAGCAUCUGCAAAACAGUAAUUGCAUUGGAUAACACCUUUUCUGAAUCAACAGAAUUUAAUCCCACUAUCUUUGAUCUGGUUGGAAGUGGUUCUUUACAUGAUGCUUUAGCGACAGGCCUAGCUGGGUUUAAUUCCAACUCAGAUGGGAAAGAAAAAUCUCUGGUUAUGCAUAACACUGGAAAAGGUCUCUUGGAUGUCAUGGAAAUAGAUUUUAGCUAUGAUCAAGCCGAUGGAUGGUGGGGGAAUACGCUUACACCAGUGGUGAGUGGUGUUACUGACACUGGCUUUUCUGAAUGCAUAUCAGAGUUGAAUACUGGUACACUACCUGGCACCCGGAAGAGAUUGUUCUCAGAGUUAGAUAUUGAAGAGCUUUUGAGGGGUGGAGCAAAUUACAAUCUUUUUAAUAGUUCGGAAUUUGAGUGGGGGUUAUCACCCAAUAAGAGGCAGACAGUAGAAUCUUCAUCUAUGAAUAGCAAUACAAUACAUUUCACCAACCUUCAUAGGCCUGCGACUAGAGCAGACUUGAUGCAGCCUCUUGGUGACUUGGACAGCACAAACAAUCUCCCAAGCAAGAAAGAUACAUUUUCAAAAUUACAAGCAGCCAUGUGGCUUGAUGAUAGCCAUAGCAUUAAUAUUGGAAAGGCUGCUCCACAACACCCUCAAAAGCCAGAGGAACCCGCAAAGCCCACCAAGAAGAGAGCUAGGCCAGGGGAGAGUACUCGACCACGGCCAAAAGAUCGUCAGCAAAUCCAAGACUGUAUUAAAGAAUUGAGAGGAAUCAUCCCCCAUGGUGGAAAGUGUAGCAUUGAUUCUUUGUUAGACCGCACCAUCAGAUACAUGCUUUUCUUACAAAGUGUCCUCAAGUACUCAGACAAGCUACAAGAACCGGAUGAACCCAAGCUUGUUCAGCAGGAAAAUGAAGUGGUUCUAAAAGACCGUGGUGUGGCGGAUAGCAAAAGCUGUGGCAUUACAUGGGCAUAUGAAGUGGCACACCAAACAAUGCUAUGCCCCAUUAUAGUUGAGGACAUGAGUCCACCAGGCCAAAUGCUUAUAGAGAUGCUUUAUGAGGAGCAGGGUAUAUUCCUCGAGAUAAUUGACAUAAUUCGGGGUUUUGGACUGAAUAUCUUGAAAGCCAAGAUGGAAAGAAAGAAGAACAAGCUAUGGGCACGUUUUAUUGUUGAGGCAAGCAGACACGUGACAAGGAUAGAUGUGUUUUGGUCUCUUAUCCAUCUUCUACAACAAACAAACACCUCCGGCAUUGAUUCUUCUAAGCAUUGCGAUGCUCUUGAUGCCAAUAGCCUCAGGUCCUAG
Molecule: messenger RNA, 2439 nt
Organism: Sphenostylis stenocarpa
Lineage: Eukaryota; Viridiplantae; Streptophyta; Magnoliopsida; Fabales; Fabaceae
Source: the annotation of a GenBank genome assembly